CGGCAGAGCCGGGAGUCGAACUCACGACCUCUGACUCCGAAGCCCGGCCUCUUUCCGCCGAGCCACGCUGCCUCUGAAAGGAUGAUUACGCAAACUUCCCACGUUUUCCGGGGAACUCGGUAGAGCGCGGUAAAGCGCCGACGUGCCCGGCAGAUCCGAUUACCGGCGCCGGCGAGGACAGGAUCAUGGAUUUCCCCGGGCACUUUGAACAGAUCUUCCAGCAGCUGAAUUACCAGCGUCUCCACGGCCAGCUCUGCGACUGCGUCAUCGUGGUGGGAAACAGGCACUUCAAAGCCCACCGUUCCGUGCUGGCGGCGUGCAGCACGCAUUUCCGGGCCCUCUUCACCGUCGCCGAGGGCGACCAGAGCAUGAACAUGAUCCAGCUGGACAGCGAGGUGGUGACGGCCGAGGCCUUCGCCGCCCUGAUGGACAUGAUGUACACCUCCACCCUGAUGCUCGGCGAGAGUAACGUCAUGGACGUCCUGCUGGCGGCCUCGCACCUGCAUCUGAAUUCGGUCGUCAAGGCGUGCAAGCAUUACCUGACUACGAGGACCCUGCCCAUGUCGUCCCCGAGCGACAGAGUCCAGGAGCAGAACGCCCGGAUGCAGCGGUCUUUCAUGCUUCAGCAGCUCGGGCUGAGCAUAGUGAGCUCGGCGCUGAGCUCCGGCCAGGCCGCCGAGGAGCAGCAGACCCCCCCGGGCCCGUCGGCGAGGGGCGGCGCGGAGCAGCGGGCCGCCUUCCCGAUGAGACGCCUCCACAAGCGGAAAGCGCCCCCCGACGAGCGGGCCCGGCCGCGGGUCCGGCCCGCCGCGGACGCGUCCCCCGUCCGCGACGUCGCGCCCGAGAGCGGGCAGCCGGGGCUCCGCCCCCGGGAGGAGUUCUUCUCGGCCGACCCGCUGAAGACGGCGGACGACGUGAAGUCCGACGCCGUGGCCGAGGGCCGGGGAGACGGCGCGAUCCUGUUCGACCGGCCCUUCGGGGCCCCGGAGGACGCCCAGGCGCCCGGUCAGUCGGACGGCGGCGCGGGGAGCGUCUCGCGCGUGGCCGCGGCGUCGCAGGCCGCUCGGGCGGAGACGGAUUUCGACCCGGAGGCCGCGUCCGACAAGGGCGGCUUCCCGCGCGAGAACCCGGAGGGGGACCCGGGCGAGAGGGAGCACGUGAGGGUCGUGGUCAAAGCCGAGCCCCUGAGCUCCCCCGAGCCCCAGGACGAGGUGAGCGACGUCACCUCCCAGGCGGAAGGCAGCGAGUCCGUGGAGGUGGAGGGCGGCGUCGGCGCCGAGAAGAUCGAGCUGAGCCCCGAGGGCAGCGACCGCAGUUUCUCGGACCCGCAGUCCGGCGCCGACAGGGCGGCGGACGUCCGGACGAUGGAGGGGCACAAGUCGUCCUUCAGCAUCUCCGGCUUCCCGACCAAGAGCCGGGCCGGCGCCUUCGGCGCCGGGCGGGGCGCCGCGGCCGGCGGCGGCGGCGACCGCCGGAUGGACGCGGGGGCGCCGUACCCGACGAGCCCGGAACCGGGGCCCGGCACCGGCGGCCCCUCCGCCGCGGUCCCCCGCGUGGACAACCCGUUCGGCGAACCGGGGGACCCCCUCUUCGUCCGCCCCGGGCAGGAGGUCACGGGCCUUCCCUGCGUGCAGACGUCCGGGUACCGGGCGGCGGAACAGUACGGGAUGGACUUCCCCCGGUCCGGCCCGGGGCCGCACGCCCUCUCCAGAGCCGUGAUGGGCCCCGCGCGGGGCGGAGCCGGCGGCUUCCCGGGCUACCGGCGCAUAGCGCCCAAGAUGCCCGUGGUCACCUCCGUCCGGAGCUCCCAGAUCCAGGACGGCGCGGCCGGCUCCCAGCUGACGAACGGGGCCGCGUCCCCCUUCGAGGACGGGCACCCUUCCCAGCCCGGGCCCCCGCAGCUGACCAGGGCGUCGGCCGACGUCCUCUCCAAGUGUAAGAAGGCCCUGUCGGAGCACAACGUGCUGGUGGUGGAGGGGGCCCGCAAGUACGCCUGCAAGAUCUGCUGCAAGACGUUCCUGACCCUCACCGACUGCAAGAAGCACAUCCGCGUGCACACGGGGGAGAAACCCUACGCCUGCCUCAAGUGCGGCAAGAGAUUCAGCCAGUCCAGCCACCUCUACAAGCACUCCAAGACUACCUGCCUGAGGUGGCAGAGCAGCAAUCUACCCAGCACCCUGCUCUGAGCCCCUCCCGCCCGGGAGACGUCGGGUCCCGACGCCCGUCCGCGGCACCCCGUCUCCACCGGCCCGACCCGGCGCCGCCGCCGGGGCCGGGGAGGGGAGG
This is a messenger RNA of Ornithorhynchus anatinus (platypus), 2286 nucleotides long. RefSeq names its product zinc finger and BTB domain containing 5 (gene ZBTB5). Lineage: Eukaryota; Metazoa; Chordata; Mammalia; Monotremata; Ornithorhynchidae. The record is from RefSeq and is a predicted model, not a curated record. Gene Ontology annotation, cellular component: nucleus. The coding region runs from base 186 to 2186 and encodes 666 amino acids. Gene Ontology annotation, biological process: regulation of transcription by RNA polymerase II. The transcript is spliced from 2 exons. Gene Ontology annotation, molecular function: DNA-binding transcription factor activity, RNA polymerase II-specific; RNA polymerase II cis-regulatory region sequence-specific DNA binding; protein binding.